CAAAAUUUGAUCUGGAAUAUUAUUUGACAUCAGAAACAAGUUAGGUUUGAUUGCUUAUUCACUGGAGCAAUAUGAAUCUGAUUUUUCUUGGGAUGAUUACACUUUUGGUAUCGACAGCAAUGGAGGUUUCAGCUGAGGACGGCGCCAUAUCUGACGGAGAAGCAAAUGAAGACGGUGGUAUACCUGAGGAUAAUGAUGAUGACAUGCCAGAAGAACUCAAGAAAUUGUUCAUAAAGAACAGUACCCUAGGGGAAAGUCUCAUCAAAAUUAUCAAAACGGUAAAAGACUUUUCAUCAGACUUCUGAAUGAAUCCAUUUCACAAUACUAUACCCGUUUAAUAAAAAAUCACUUGACUAAAGCAAGAAAUAUCACAAAGAUGGCUCGCAAUUCAAGCACAUUAUUACAAAAAUCGUUACGAGGGAUUGAUGUGGCUUUAGAUGGUGUCGACAAAGUCAUAGGUAGCAUAAUGGCUAUUCAAGGCAAUGCUUCCAAAAUUUUAAAGCUACUACGAGAUCUCCAAGAAUUUGAUUUAUGGAUACCAUACGAAUAUUACGGAUUUGGCCCUGCACGAACAAUAUAUGACGACAUACGAUAUAAUUUUUUCUACGAGUAUUACGACUACGACGAUAAAAAUUACCUUUCAUUUGGAGACUUUGACACUAUACUUGAACAAAUCAGAGAUUACGCAUACAAGUGGCUAUACCUGGAUUAUCCAAAGGACCCACGGACAAAAAGGACUUUUCGUGAUUUGAAAAGAAAAAUCAGGCAGCUUUGGAACACGGGGAUAAAGCUUCGUAGAAAGUUUAAGCCAGAUGUGAGUGUGUUAGCUAAAAGGUUGGAACAAAAAAUAGAUAAACUGCAAAAAGUUUCAAGGAAGAUGCUGGAUAGGGCAAGGGGAGAUGCAUACAUGGACUUGUAGUGAAGAGAAAUGUAUGCGGUAGCCUACUAGAACCAACACUGCCUUCAAAUAAAGAAAACGAUAUUUAUCAUAUAUCUUUUAUUUAUCAAGAUCAU
Messenger RNA from Owenia fusiformis, 1014 nucleotides. The record is from the annotation of a GenBank genome assembly. NCBI's taxonomy places the organism in Eukaryota, Metazoa, Annelida, Polychaeta, Sabellida, Oweniidae.